CUUAGCAAGAAGAGAGCACGUUGACAUUGCAUUGGCCUCAGACUGAUUCAUCGAUUACAUUCGCCUUUUACAACGUAGAUAUUCGGUCUAAAUUUAACAGCAAGGGGCGAUACUGUCGGGUUUAUCGCAGGGAUAAUAGUUAAGGGUUUCAUCAUGGGUUCAGUGUUGCCUGCAGAUGCUCUGGUACUGAAGGCUGGAUUUAAGCAGCAGACUCUGGCCCUGUCCGACAUCAUCACAUCAGACAUCCUGCACAGUUUCCUGUACGGCCGCUGGAGGAACGUCCUGGGCGAACACCUGUUCGAGGAGAAGACCAGCACUGUCAGCCCCAAAACUGCCUUCACCGCCGAGGUCCUGGCGCAGUCCUUCUCCGGAGAGGUCCAGAAACUCUCCAGUUUAGUGCUGCCAAGUGAAGUCAUCAUUGCGCAGAGCUCAAUCCCUGGAGAAGGACUUGGCAUCUUCUCCAAGACCUGGAUAAAAGCUGGCACCGAGAUGGGUCCCUUCACAGGCAGGGUCAUUUCACCCGAGCAUGUGGAUCUCUUCAAGAACAACAAUCUAAUGUGGGAGGUUUUCAAUGAAGAUGGCACGGUGCGCUAUUUCAUCGAUGCCAGCCAAGAGGAUCAUCGCAGCUGGAUGACUUACAUCAAAUGCGCCCGCAACGAGCAAGAACAGAACCUGGAGGUCGUGCAAAUCGGAAGCAGCAUAUUUUACAAAGCAGUAGAGACAAUACCUCCAGAUCAAGAACUGCUUGUGUGGUAUGGAAAUUCCCACAACACCUUCCUGGGUAUCCCAGGAGUCCCUGGCAUAGAGGAUGAACAGCAGAAGAAUAAAAAAACUGAUGAAUUCCACCUGUGCGACACCUCCUCCACUGCCUCGCUCUCUACCGCCAGCCGCAUGCGCUGCGUCAUCUGCCACCGUGGCUUCAACUCCCGCAGCAACCUGCGAUCCCACAUGCGCAUACACACUCUGGACAAGCCCUUCGUCUGCCGUUUCUGCAACCGCCGCUUCAGCCAGUCCUCCACCCUCCGUAACCACGUGCGCCUCCACACGGGCGAGCGCCCCUACAAGUGCCACGUCUGCCAGAGCGCGUACUCCCAGUUGGCAGGGCUGCGAGCGCACCAGAAGAGCGCCAGGCACCGGCCGGCCAGCACAGGGGCUGUAGUAGGUCUGCAGGCCCAUUCGCCACCUCCUCCACCUCCUCAGCUGGCACAGGUUCCUCACCCGGCCUCACUGGUGCAUCACAUACCCACUAUGGUGCUAUGAGAAGACAUAAAGCGUCUUAGAUGUUUGCAAUCUCACAGGCUGUUCUCCAAGUGCUGCCAGCUCAGGUAUAGGAAUCCGGCUAUGCCUGAGUACUCUCACUUUUAACGGAUACUUUGCAGUUCCUUAAAGGUGUAGAAGUGGUCAGAUAGGAUGAACGACGCCUGCAGAACUCAGUUAUGACAGCACUGGCCAUGGAAGGGCUGUUUUGUAUGUUCAUGUUGAAUUCAUUUCCAGAACUACUGUACACGCACUGAUGGAUGCGGAUCUGCCGCAUUAUAACACUAUCAUUUAAGUUGAUCAGUAGUCAGUGUAUCUUUUAUUCAUAUUUGCAUGCAAAAGUAUUGUUUUGUCCCAUUCCAGUAUGGAUAAAGCCACAUCACCCCAUUCGCUUUAGCCACUAUGAAGGAUCCAGUGGGAUCAAGCACCACUUAGUGACUGAUUUGUGUCACUGCAGCCCAAUCAGAGCAGUGGGUCUUGAAGCAUGUUUUAUUGUGAAUGAACAAAUGAAGUAUGUAAAGGAAUGUACAUAGGAGUUGAAGAUUUACUUCCAAAAACAUGGAAUAGUCACUUUAUCUGUGUAUGUAUGUAAAGCUUAAAGUAUUAUUACAAAACUUGGUUCUAUUAUAUUAUGUAUACUAUGUUUGCUUAUAUAAAAUUAUUUGGGUAUUCACUUGUAUGCUCAAUAAAUAAUUAACAAAUCUCA
Messenger RNA from Labeo rohita (rohu), 1963 nucleotides. RefSeq names its product PR domain containing 12b (gene prdm12b). Gene Ontology annotation, cellular component: nucleus. Gene Ontology annotation, biological process: neurogenesis. Lineage: Eukaryota; Metazoa; Chordata; Actinopteri; Cypriniformes; Cyprinidae. The transcript has 5 exons. The coding region runs from base 154 to 1260 and encodes 368 amino acids. The record is from RefSeq and is a predicted model, not a curated record. Gene Ontology annotation, molecular function: histone methyltransferase binding.